AUGAGUUGCAGCAGCAGCGGUGGCAAGAGAGACGUGGCGUACGCGGCCGCCCUGUUGUUUCUUGCUGCGUCCGCAACAAGCUCGUCGCACCGCAGGAAUGUCUCCGUAUCGGCGGCAGCAGUAGGAUCAGCAGCAGGAGCAGCAGCCACCAGGGACAGCAGCAAGGGGAGGACUCAGUUCGUGAGCGUCUCCGCGCCAUGGCCAACAUCCUGCCUGUCGCCUCUAGCGGAGGCCUCCGAGUUCGUGGCGGAGGGCGGCGACGGCCUGUUCUGGGACUACGUUGAGGCUCUCGGAGACGCUCCGCAUUCGUUGUUCUCCCACCACCAGCCAAGCUGCUGCUACCCUUAUCACCACGAUAGGGUAGCAGGAGGUGCCGCUGAGGCUGCAACUAGUGCCGAGAAAGAGGGCGGCGAGGGCAAUGAUAAAGGGGCAACAGUCGCAGAGGCAGGGCAGCUGCAACAGCGGGAGCGGAGCGCGGCUGCCAUUGCGGACCGAGAGGGGGGAGCGUUGGUCACGGCUGCGGCGGUGACUGCUGCCGGGCAAGGCUUCCCCGCAGGCGCGGGCACCGGCGGCGCUGGUGGUGCUUCGGGCGUAGGCCUCGACGAGCUGUCGCUGAGAUUGCUGACUAUUGCCCUGUCCGCGAGGUGUGUCUGUAGAUAUGCAGCACGCAACCGGCGUUGCCUGCUGUACAGCUAUGCUGUGAAAUGCAGUUGCGCCGCUUGCACACAACGCACGAUGAGCAACGGGACAUCUCUCCUGCGGAUGCGGACGGGUCCUCUGUACAUGGCCCACGCCCCGGCGAUAGAAUCCCACCGGACGCUUGCUGAACCCACGCGCUCGGCUUGCUUGGAGGCACGAAAGGGCACAGUAUCGACGUCUUCUUCUCCGCGGGCGUGGGUGGUCCUCCUCCCGACAGGCGACGUCGUGUGCUCGCCGGAAGACCUACCAUACGCGCUGUCGUCGUUUUCCGCGCCUGGGACUUGCUCCGCAUCGACGGAGGCGGCGGGAGUGGACGAGGGGGGCGAAUCAUGUGUCCGUUCUUCCGCCACCGGUAACGAAGACAACCGAGCUGCUUCGGAGCCCAGGUCUUCCAGUAAUGCGUUGGCCUUCGAUCACGUGUACGCUGGGAGUGGCCGUCAUGGCUCCGAUGUUGACGACGACGUCGAUGAGGGCCGUGAUGGCGAGUCUUCUUCGCCUGCCCCAGAAGCGACCGCGGUACUGUACGGGGUGGUGGGCAGCCCGGACAUGAUGGCCUUCCACCGGGUGCUGAAGGCCAAAGCGGAGACGGGGGCGGUCACCUACGCUUUCCGGCACGCCUUGCCUUACGGGAGGGGGGACGGUGGCGGCGGCGGCGGCGGCGGCGGCGAUGAUGAUAUGGCGACGACAAAGACGACGCCCCUCCAGGGGUACGGCGUGGUGCUGGACGUGAAGAACAUGGAGUACCAGAGCUUCGAUUCAUCGGACUCGGAAGGAGAGGACGGUCAAGAGGGAGAAGACGGGGACGCCACCGGCGGCGGUAGCGACGCGCUGUCGAUCGUGGAGGGGGAGGAGGUCGGCGGCGUGGUGUUCUCCACGGUGGCCUCCAGGAGGCCGGAGCUCAAGCGUGAGCUUGGCAUGCUCCGACAGGCGCUGCUGCUCGAAGAACAAUCUGGCGGCGGCGGCGUUGGUGACGGUGGGGCGGAGGAGCUGAAGGUCUGGAAUAUGGGAGACUUGGGGCUCCAGGCCCUGCAGUCGGUCGCCGCGGCGGAUUCCCCCGUCCUCAGGCUGGAGGAGCUGUCGCAGAAUUUCCCGUCCCACGCUUCUGCCCUGAGCGCGCUCAAGGUGCAGCCGGGCACAAGAGAGGAAGCGCAGGCGGCGGGGUAUCUCUUCCCCCAGGGGCUUGGGCUGAGGCCCGGCAGCCUUUACGUGAACGGCAAGAUGGUGGAUCUAGAGGGACCGACAUUCAACGUCUUUCAGAUUCUGAGCAUGCUGAGGGUAGAAGCGGCGACGGUCGGAGAGCUCGGACGAAUCGGUGCGCCGGAGGGAGCUCUGUCGGGAGACCGAGGCCGGUCAUUGUUGACGAAGUCGGGCCCUCUGGCCAACCCCGAUAGCAACAGCAACAGCGGCGGCGGAGGGCGGGGGGGUAUGAUGGGGGCACCGCAGUCUCUCGGGCGAGGAUGGCGCGUGGAUAUCAUUGGGCCUCAGCCGUCGUCGUCCCCCUCCAUGGACCAGAAGAAGGCUCUUCCUUCUGCUUCUUCAGCCUCGGAAUCCCCGGCGGGGUCUGCGAUCGUUUGGCUCAACGAUAUUGAGGUCGAUCAGGCCUACAAGACGUGGUCCCCUAGCGUCCAGCAGCUCAUGUACGCGGGGUUCCAGCUGCCGAGAGUGCGCAAGAACCUGUGCAACCUCGUCGCCGUCAUUGACCCUACCACCACCACCGGCGCGGAAACUUUACAGGGGCUGCCGGUACGCGUGGGCCUCUUGCUGGUCUCGGAGAAGGAUCUGAACGACCUAGAAGGGAAAGAAGAAGGGGAGGAGGACGAGGAACGCGGCCAAGACGAUGCGGGCGGUAGCGAUGAUGAUGAUGAUGAUGAUGAUGAUGAUGAUGAUGGCGACGAUGACAACCUCCCACCGCAGGAGAUAGCGGAGCUGUUUUCUCGACUGUCCCAGCAUGCGGGUUCGCAAGCGGUGACGACGUUCGCGGGUCAGGUCGGAGCGGCGGCGAAAGCGGAGGCGAGAGGGGGUAGCUUUAGCCGGCGGGAUCUGGCGGAGAUGUUCCGGUCGCUUGCAGCAGGAACACCUCUGCUGUCGGAGUCUCCGGAGACCGCGAAACCGUGGACGAAGAAGGGGGCCCAAUGGGGAGAAGCUGGGGUAGGAAGGGGCUCCGCGGAACAACCCCGCCCUCCCUUGCUGCUGCCAGGGGCGCGCGCGAUGGUCCGCCUCUGUCUGUCGAAGGGUUUAUCGAUCCAGUCUUGGUCUGUGAACGGGCUCGUCAUGGGCAGCCUCGGCGAGAUGAGAGAGUCGAUCAUGCAGGUGGUGAUGCAAGAACAUAUGCUCCUCGGCCAGCUGGUGGGACAGGGUCUCGUCUCGGAUAAGACGAAGGACGUUUACAGCAGGGCGCUCAAGCACAGCGGGGACAAGGUCCACCCCCGCAUCCACCCCGCCUUCACGGAAACCCUCGCCGACGCGAAGGUGGUCGACCUCUCUUCCUCCGACGCGGUCGAGCUCUUUGUCGGGGACAUGAACAUGAACAACGAGGAGGGAGAGGAGUCUGCGGAGCCCCCGCUCUAUCGGGGGGG
This is a messenger RNA of Ectocarpus sp. CCAP 1310/34, 3275 nucleotides long. The record is from the annotation of a GenBank genome assembly. Lineage: Eukaryota; Phaeophyceae; Ectocarpales; Ectocarpaceae.